AUGAAGUACCUUCAGCUUCUUCUCGCGGCCGCUGGCACGGCUCGCGCCGCCCUCGAUUGGCAAAAUGUCCGCAUCGGAGGCGGUGGCGGCUUUGUGCCCAGCAUCGUCUUCCAUCCCAAUGCCAAGGGUGUCGCGUACGCAAGGACUGACAUUGGCGGAAUCUAUCGCUGGAACUCGGACGACUCGUGGACUCCCAUCACCGACUACGUUGCCCAGAAUGACACCUGGAACAGAUGGGGCAUUGAUGCUCUGGCCGUCGACCCGUCCGACCCCGAUGUCGUUCUCGCCGCCUUUGGCAUGUACACGAAUGACUGGGACCCCAAUGCUGGCUCGAUCGGCCGCAGCACCGACCAAGGCAAGACCUGGACCUUCACAGAGCUGCCUUUCAAGGUCGGAGGCAACAUGCCCGGCCGUGGCAUGGGCGAACGACUAGCCGUGGAUCCCGCCAACUCCGAUGUCAUUUAUUUCGGAGCCCGCAGUGGCAAGGGCCUGUGGAAGAGCACCGAUGCCGGCAAGACCUUCUCCGAGGUCACCUCGUUCCCCAACCCCGGAACGUUCAACCCCAACCCGAACGAGGCUGGCGGCUACGGCAACGACUUGCAAGGUCUGGCCUUCGUCACGUUCGACACGAGCGCUGCGACGGCCAACGGCGCGACGUCGCGCAUCUUUGUCGGAACGGCUGACAAGACGGCCGAAUCUGUAUACGUCUCCGAAGAUGCUGGCGCUACCUGGACCGCCGUCGCCGGCCAGCCCACCGGCUUCCUUCCUCACAAGGGCAGGGUUGAGCCCAAGGAAGGCGCCUUGUACCUGACCUAUAGCGACGGCAGCGGCCCUUACGAUGGCGCCAAGGGCGCCGUGUACCGCUAUGACAUUGCAAAGGCCACCUGGGCUGACAUCACUCCCGUCACUGGUGAGGACCUUACCUGGGGGUAUGGUGGUCUGGCCCUGGACAGUCAAAACCCAGGCACUCUGGUUGUUGCGUCCCUGAACUCCUGGUGGCCCGAUGCGCGGCUCUUCCGCUCCACCGAUUCCGGUGCAACGUGGUCCCAAAUCUGGACGUGGGCCAAUUACCCAGAAAUCAACGCCAAAUACAAGAUUGACACUCCCAAGGCGCCCUGGAUCAACCAUGACUUUAUCGCAGUUGACUCCAAGAAGCUUGGCUGGAUGAUUGAGUCGCUCGAGAUUAACCCCUUCGAUAGCGACCACUGGCUGUACGGCACAGGCCUGACCGUCUUUGGUGGACACGACCUCACCAACUGGGACUCGAACUCCACGGUCAACAUUGAGUCUCUCGCCGACGGCAUUGAGGAAUUUGCUGUUCUCGACUUGGCUUCGGCGCCCGGCGGCAGUGAGCUUUUUGCCGGUGUCCACGACGACAGCGGUUUCACCUUUAAGAGCAAGGCCGACCUCAACACGUCUCCCAAGACGGCGUGGAACACACCUAUGUUUGUUGGCUCGAGCGGCGUGGACUAUGCUGGUAACUCGGUGUCCAAGGUUGUCCGCGUCGGUAAUGUUGAGGGCAGUGCCCAGCUGGCCACGUCAUCCGACGGCGGUGUCACUUGGGGUCUUCAUCCCGCCAACGGUAGCACCCAGGCUGGCGGCUCCGUUUCUCUGUCGGCCGACGGCACGACCAUUCUAUGGUCCACCUCCGGCGUCGGUGUCCAGCGGUCGACUAACCAGGGCCCACUGUCCCGCGUCUCGAGCCUGGCAGCCGGCUCCGUGAUUGCCAGCGAUAAGAGCAAUGAUGAUGUGUUCUAUGCUGGCUCGGAUGCCUUUUACGUCUCCACCGAUGGCGGUGCUACCUUUGCCAAGGGAGGUGCACUCCAGGGUGCCAACUCGGUUCGCUCCAUUGCCGCCCAUCCGACCGAGGCCGGCGACGUGUGGGCCUCGACCAAUGUCGGCAUAUUCCACAGCACCGACUCUGGAAAGACGUUCACCCUGAUCUCCACCGAAGUCACCAACACGUGGCAGGUAUCCCUCGGUGUGGGAGCCAACGGAUGGAAUGUCUACACAUUUGGCGACGGCGCCGAUGGGCCCAAGUUGUACGGCAGCGGCGACGGCGGUGCUACCUGGACCGAUCUCCAGGGUGAGAUCGGCUUUGGCGCUGUCGAUGGCGUCAGGAUUGCCGGCAGCGGCAACGAGGCAGGCCUGGUGUAUGUUGGCACCAAUGGUCGUGGUGUUUUCUACGGCCAGGGCAACCUGUAG
Molecule: messenger RNA, 2205 nt
Organism: Verticillium nonalfalfae
Lineage: Eukaryota; Fungi; Ascomycota; Sordariomycetes; Glomerellales; Plectosphaerellaceae
Gene: CEL74A
Product: Xyloglucanase
Exons: 3
Coding region: 1-2205 (734 amino acids)
Biological process (GO): xyloglucan metabolic process
Molecular function (GO): protein binding
Source: RefSeq, a predicted model, not a curated record